This is a messenger RNA of Helianthus annuus (common sunflower), 1451 nucleotides long. Its product is annotated as membrane-anchored ubiquitin-fold protein 2. Gene Ontology annotation, molecular function: protein binding. Lineage: Eukaryota; Viridiplantae; Streptophyta; Magnoliopsida; Asterales; Asteraceae. The transcript is spliced from 5 exons. The record is from RefSeq and is a predicted model, not a curated record. Bases 539 to 892 code for a protein of 117 amino acids.
UUAGUGGAGUUAUCGAAAUAUAAAAAGUUAAAGAAAGUUCGGCACAUUUGGCCAUACAUUUCCAAAAACUUUCGAUAACUCCCAAACUCCCCCUUUUUUAUUCUCCCAUUUGCUCCUAUUGCUUCCCCUUUUUAUCUUCUUUCUUUCUUCAGAUUGACUUCAAUUGUUUAAUCAAGAAUCUCACCAAGAUCCUUAAUUCUUUAACUGGUGUAUUAAUCAUUCUAAAGUCUUCAUCUUUCACCGAAUUAAGCAAUCUCAGAGACUACCCAGAUCAGUUCUUGACCAAAGGAUUUGAGCUAAGAGACUGUUCAAUUUUGAUAAGAUUUGAAGUUUUCAGAGGGCAAAGUGGGCAUUAUUAUUGAUGGUGGUUGGUCAGGCUCAACACCAUAUAUGUGUAGCUUCUAGGGCUAUCUAUUUGAGUUUGUAAAAGUUGUUUUUUUUUUUUUUUUGGUGUUUUAUUUUUCUGGGAUUAAACUCAGAAAAUUGUAGUUUUUGAGUGUUUGGAUAUUGGGAGUUUGUGUUGGAGACAAAGUUGAAGAUGGCUGGAGUUCAAGAUGCGCUAGAGAUUAAAUUUCGUUUGAUAGAUGGAUCUGAUAUUGGUCCACAAAGUUUUCCAGCAGCUGCAACUGUUUUAACAUUGAAAGAAAGCAUCAUUUCUCAAUGGCCUAAAGAUAAGGAUAAUGCUCCAAGGACAGUAAAAGAUUUAAAAAUAAUUAGUGCCGGAAAAAUAUUGGAAAACAAUAAAACGGUAGGAGAAUGCAGGAGUGCAUUAUGCGAUGUCCCUGGCGGAAUUACAACCAUGCAUGUCAUUGUUAGUCAGCCUCCUCAAGAAAAAGACAAGAAAGCAGCAAAUAAGCUGAAACAAAACAAAUGUGCAUGUGUUAUAUUAUGAGAAGCAACAAGUAACCCGGGUCGAAUUGUUUUCAGAUAAAGAUUGUUGGCUUGACAAUGAAGAUUUUGAAUAAAAUAGAAUGGAAAUCUCUUGAGGAAAAUAUGUACUAUACAAGUUACAGGAACAUAUUUACACAAUUAGUUUGUAAUUAAUUACACGGCAAGUUAGUCCCUGUAGUAUGUUCAUAUUACGACUUAAAUACAUAUUUAUCGGAAACUACACCACUAGUCUGAAGUUAUGCAUAAAUGUAACAUGGUUGUCCCUAGCCAUAGAUGAGGUUAUCUUGGAAAAGACAACCUUAUCUAUGACCAAGGACCAACCAUGUUACGUUUAUGCAUAACUUGGGACCAGUGGUUUAGUUUUCAAUAAAUAUGUAUUGAAGUCGUGAUAUGGACAUACCACAGGGACUAAUUGUGUAAUUAAUUCAUUAGUUUGUUUUCUAUGUUUGUGAAUUUUACUUGGAUAUACUCAGCUUGACUCUACAAUGGUCUUUGUGCUUUCCUUUGAUUUAAACUGUGACCAGAUUUGAAUAUACAUCCAUGAUCAUGGUUUUCCUUCA